AGAGCUAGGUAGCAGCAGCUGCUAGCCUCGAACAGACGACACAGGGGUAGCUAGCAGUUAGCCGUGCAGCUAGUCAUGGUGAAUGUAAAGAAGCGGAAAGGUCGAGUCGUGAUUGACUCCGACUCAGAAGACAGCGCCAGCGACGAUAAUUUAGAUCAGGAGCUGCUGUCUUUGGCAAAGAGGAAGAGGGUUGAUUCGGGUGAGCAGGAGGAGCCUGUUAGCAAACCAGCCGCUUCUACAGACUCUGAAACAUCCGACAGCGAUGAUGAGUGGACUGUGGGUGGCACCAAAGGCAAAAAGAAGGUUAAGCCGGGCAAAGGGUCUGAGAAGAAGAACGCUACAAAGAAGAAGGUUAAUAAAGCGACGGCGUCCGGCAGCUCAGAUGGCGACAGCUCAGCCGAGAGUUCUGCACCAGAGGAGGGCGAGGUGUCUGACUCGGAGAGCAACAGUUCUUCCUCCAGCUCCGACUCGGACUCCUCCGAGGACGAGGUGUUCAGGGACGGCUAUGAUGACGACCUGAUGGGCGACGCCGAGGACAGAGCUCGUCUGGAGCAGAUGACGGAGAAGGAGAGAGAACAGGAGCUGUUCAACAGAAUUGAGAAAAGAGAGGUGCUAAAGAGACGGUUUGAAAUUAAGAAGAAGCUGAAGACGGCAAAGAAGAAAGAGAAAGAGGAGAAGAAAAAGAAGCAGGAGGAAGAGCAAGAAAAAAGGAAGCUAUCUCAGGUUCAAGACACACAAGUGGUCAUGUCACAUAACAAGGAGAGACGAUCCAAACGUGAUGAAAAACUUGACAAAAAGUCGCAGGCCAUGGAAGAACUAAAAGCUGAACGUGAGAAGAAGAAAAACAAAACAGCCGAACUUCUGGCCAAACGUCUGCCCCUGAAGGCGAGCGAUGUUUACUCCGAUGACGAAGAGGAAGAGGAUGAAGACGAUGACAAGUCAUCUGUCAAAAGCGACCGGAGUUCACGUUCAUCGUCUUAUGAUGACGACGAAAAAGAGGAAACUCCACCGAAGUCGCAGCCAGUUUCACUCCCAGACGAGCUCAACAGGGUCCGUCUGUCCAGACACAAGCUGGAGCGCUGGUGCCACAUGCCCUUCUUCGCUAAGACCGUGACCGGCUGCUUUGUGAGGAUAGGAAUCGGAAACAGCAGCAGUAAACCAGUUUAUAGGGUGGCUGAAAUUGUGGAUGUAGUAGAGACGGCGAAGGUUUACCAGCUUGGAUCAACGCGGACAAACAAGGGAUUACAAUUAAGGCAUGGUGGUGACACACGGGUUUUCAGGCUUGAAUUCGUAUCAAAUCAAGAGUUCACAGAAAGUGAAUUCAUGAAAUGGAAAGAAGCGAUGAUGGUCGCUGGAAUGCAGGUUCCAACUCUUGAUGAAAUCACUAAGAAGGAGCAGUCCAUCAAAGAAGCUCUGAAUUAUAAGUUCAAUGACAAAGACAUUGAAGAUAUCGUUAAAGAGAAGGACAGAUUCCGCAAAGCACCACCAAAUUAUGCCAUGAAGAAAACGCAGUUACUCAAAGAUAAGGCCAUGGCAGAGGAAAGUGGAGACGGUGAGAAAGUGAAAGUGAUCCAGGAUGAGCUGAAUGAACUCGAGGAACGAGCAGAAGCUCUGGACAGACAGAGGACCAAGAACAUCUCUGCCAUCAGCUACAUUAAUCAGAGGAAUAGAAGCUGGAACAUUGUUGAAUCUGAGAAAGCUCUUGUGGCUGAAGGACAAAAUGCCAAAAACCAACAAAUGGACCCUUUCACACGAAGACAGUGCAAACCCACCAUGGUGUCGAAUGCCAGAGAUCCGUCGGUCCAUGCAGCUAUUCUCGCCCACCUGAACCAGAAGUAUGGCUCUGGGUCGGCACCCGACGCCUCCAGUGCUGAGAAGAACAAACUGGGACAAGCAAACCCGAAAGACAAAGACGUCCCCAAGCCAACCACUGACCUCUCAGAAGAUUUGUUUAAAGUUCACGAUUUCGACGUUAAGAUUGACCUGCAGGUUCCCAACGCAGAGGCAAAGUCUCUGUCUGUGAGCUCCAACGCCCUGCCGGUGAAGGACGGCGCCCCCCGCAGGUCCCUCAACCUGGAGGACUACAAGAAACGGAGGGGUCUGAUCUGAGGUGGCCAAUUCCUCAUUCAGAAGCAACAUUGCAUGUGUAACUGGUUGUGCACGAGAAAGAGUGUGUGUGUGUGUGUGUGUGUGUGUGUGUGUGUGUGUGUGUGUGUGUGUGUGUGUGUGUGUGUGUGUGUGUGUGUGUGUGUGUGUGUGUGUGUGUGUGUGUGUGUGUGUGUGUGUGUGUGUGUGUGUGUGUGUUGAGAAAAGUAUGAGUGUGUGUGAGUGUGUGAGGAUGCGAAUGUUGAUCCAACAGACUGUUCAUCCAAACACAGAGGAAACACUGAUUGAACAAAGACAACUCAUUUUUCUCAAAGGAUCUCUCGGAAGAAAACUUGUCCAGAUAUCUGUCGUUUUGUUAUUUUUGCAUUAUCACAGACAAACUCGUAUACUGAGUUGUGUUUUUUUAAUGUAUUUAACUCCUCUCCCUCUCUUUUGGAUCGUCUAAAGUCCACUCCUUUUUUUUUUUUUUUUUUUGGUCUUUUUGUUUCCAAAAGGACGCUGCACUUCUGGAUUAUUACCUUGAACGAGGACGCUAUCUUAGAAGACUUAGGUUGUUGAGGCAUUUUGAAAUUACUGGACAUCUACUGGAGUUGACCAGCUUGCCCUCUUCAACAGUGAAUUAAUGUUGUAAAUCUUCCCCCCCCCAAAUGUACGAACAUCUGCUCUUGCAGUCCAUCCUGAAUCUGCAGAGUGCAGAUGAUGAACAUCUCUGACUCCAUUUAUCUGAACAUUUGUCACUUUUUAAGUCUUUGAAACAACCCGAUUUAAGAGGAACUCUUUUCUAUGGCUGGCCUGCUUCUAAAAGUAUCGGCUUCAUUUCUGUUAUCUCUUAGUUGGUUGUUCAUGGGAUAAACUCCCCGCCCCCUUAACUCCCAGAGCAGAUUCUACGUGUUAUCGAUUGUGUCCAUAGUCAGUUCCUGUAUUGAUGUGGCAUGCCAUGUAAAUAUGCAUUUUCGAGUGAGUGCGGAAAAAAUAAAGAGGCACUGUUUCAUAA
Molecule: messenger RNA, 3100 nt
Organism: Amphiprion ocellaris (clown anemonefish)
Lineage: Eukaryota; Metazoa; Chordata; Actinopteri; Pomacentridae
Gene: rtf1
Product: RTF1 homolog, Paf1/RNA polymerase II complex component
Exons: 18
Coding region: 76-2109 (677 amino acids)
Cellular component (GO): Cdc73/Paf1 complex
Molecular function (GO): RNA polymerase II C-terminal domain phosphoserine binding; DNA binding
Source: RefSeq, a predicted model, not a curated record